UUGUUGGUCGGCGGUUUCGGAGGACAUCAUUUACCGGACAAUCUGCUGGGCGCCUUAGUCGAAUCAGGUGCAGCGGACUUGACGAUCAUCUGCCAGGGCGCCGGAGUCCCAACUCCCGGGCGCACCGAUAUCCAUGCGCUGGUCGAAGGCGGGUUGGUCCGCAAGCUUGUUUCCCCGCUUCCUUUCGAUCCACGCCAGGGCGGGUCGGUGAAACAACGGUGGGAGGCAGGACAACUUGAACUGGAAGUGCAACCGGUUGGCGUUCUGGUUGAGCGGAUUCGAGCCGGAGGGGCCGGCAUCGGCGGUUCAUUUCUACCCACAGGGGCAGGGACCCGCUUCGCCGAAGGCCAGGAGGUACGAGUCAUCGACGGCCGCGAGCACAUCUUCCAGACUGCCAUAAAGGCUGACUUCGCACUGCUGCGGGCGGCCGUAUCCGACACAUUGGGAAACUUGGUAUAUUCUGGCACCGGCCGCAACUGGAACCCCGUGAUGGCCAUGGCCGCAGGGGUAACCGUCGCCGAAGUGGACGAAAUUCGAGAACCCGGCGGCAUCGAUCCUGAGACAGUAAUCACUCCUGCAAUUUUCGUGCAACGUAUCGUUUUAACUUCAUAG
This is a messenger RNA of Geodia barretti, 612 nucleotides long. NCBI's taxonomy places the organism in Eukaryota, Metazoa, Porifera, Demospongiae, Tetractinellida, Geodiidae. The record is from the annotation of a GenBank genome assembly.